AUGGCUAACGACGCACUAGCAGAGACAGGAGAAGGAGGAUCGUCCAACAAGGAAGUUGGAGGAUCUUCCUCAAUCAAGUGCCCGAUGCUAACCUCGUCCAACUACACGUUUUGGUCCAUACGGAUGAAGGCUCUACUAAAGGUUAACAAAGCAUGGGAUGUUAUAGACACGGGAUCCAUGGACGGAGAUAAAAACGAUAUGGCCAUAGCCCUAUUGUUCCAGUCUAUUCCUGAAACCCUUGUGCUACGCUUUGGGGAGUUGACUUCGGCAAAGAAGGUAUGGUUAGCCAUACAAACCGUACACGUUGGGCGGAUAGAGUGCAGGAAGCCAGGCUGCAGACACUGA
Messenger RNA from Microthlaspi erraticum, 345 nucleotides. The record is from the annotation of a GenBank genome assembly. NCBI's taxonomy places the organism in Eukaryota, Viridiplantae, Streptophyta, Magnoliopsida, Brassicales, Brassicaceae.